Molecule: messenger RNA, 3000 nt
Organism: Acomys russatus (golden spiny mouse)
Lineage: Eukaryota; Metazoa; Chordata; Mammalia; Rodentia; Muridae
Gene: Pcyt1b
Product: phosphate cytidylyltransferase 1B, choline
Exons: 8
Coding region: 142-1251 (369 amino acids)
Biological process (GO): CDP-choline pathway
Molecular function (GO): choline-phosphate cytidylyltransferase activity; phosphatidylcholine binding
Source: RefSeq, a predicted model, not a curated record
UACUUCCCCCCAGGGAAGACAAAACGAAGGGAAGAAGGAGGGGGAUGGGUAGGGAAGAGAAAAAUACGUGACAAAGAAAACAUUCUUUGCCUGGGAGGAGACUCCCAGAGGGUGUAGAGCUGGAGGGAGCAUUCACUGGCCAUGCCAGUACUUACCACUGAUGCUGAGUCAGAAACAGGUAUCCCAAAAUCCCUUUCCAAUGAGCCUCCCUCAGAAACCAUGGAGGAAAUAGAGCACACAUGCCCACAGCCUCGACUGACCCUGACAGCACCAGCCCCAUUUGCCGAUGAGUCCAGCUGCCAGUGCCAAGCACCUCAUGAAAAACUGACCAUUGCACAGGCUCGUUUAGGAACACCAGUUGACAGGCCUGUGAGAGUGUAUGCAGAUGGAAUAUUUGACCUCUUCCACUCAGGUCACGCAAGGGCACUUAUGCAAGCAAAAACACUGUUUCCCAACAGCUACUUGUUGGUAGGAGUUUGCAGUGAUGACCUCACUCACAAAUUCAAAGGUUUCACUGUGAUGAAUGAGGCAGAGCGAUAUGAAGCCCUCAGACACUGUCGCUACGUGGAUGAAGUCAUCAGAGAUGCACCAUGGACUCUCACGCCAGAGUUUCUGGAAAAACACAAGAUCGACUUUGUGGCUCAUGAUGACAUUCCGUAUUCCUCUGCUGGUUCUGAUGAUGUUUAUAAGCAUAUAAAGGAAGCAGGCAUGUUUGUUCCAACACAAAGAACAGAAGGCAUCUCAACAUCAGACAUCAUCACCAGAAUUGUCCGUGAUUAUGAUGUAUAUGCCCGGCGCAAUCUCCAGAGAGGGUACACAGCCAAGGAACUAAAUGUCAGCUUUAUAAAUGAGAAGAAGUACCGUUUCCAGAACCAGGUGGACAAGAUGAAAGAAAAGGUCAAGAAUGUAGAGGAAAGAUCAAAAGAAUUUGUUAACAGAGUAGAAGAAAAGAGUCAUGACCUAAUUCAGAAGUGGGAAGAAAAAUCAAGAGAAUUCAUUGGCAACUUCCUGGAACUGUUUGGGCCAGAUGGUGCAUGGAAGCAAAUGUUCCAGGAGAGGAGUAGCCGGAUGCUCCAGGCCUUAUCUCCGAAGCAGAGUCCCGUGAGCAGCCCGACCCGGAGCCGGUCCCCUUCUCGCUCCCCAUCUCCCACCUUCUCAUGGCUCCCCAACAAGACCUCUCCCCCAUCUUCCCCCAAAGCAGCCUCAGCCUCCAUCAGCAGCAUGAGUGAGGGGGAUGAGGAUGAGAAGUAAAGGUGCCUGGCCAACAAGGGCACUCCACACAGGACGGGAUGGGGUCCCGGGAUACCUGGGUGGUGUUGACAGCUGCAGCUCCGUGGGGAGAUGGGAGUUCUGCCAUGGGAAGGUACUGGGGCCAGCUCCUCUUCCUUCUCCAACCAGCCUGGCCCGGGCUCGGCAUGGAGGUUUCCAACCUGAAAACCCACGCAAACCUUCUUAGCAUCCUAGAAUCACCCCACUUUAGCCCUGCUAUGGAAAGGUCUAGAGUACUCCAUGAAGUGUGGUGACUUCUGCUUUGGUCCAAACAUCCAUCCAUAUCAAACAAACCACCUGAGGAAGUGGCUGCUGCCUCAUCCUGCUAUCUCCAGCCCUCUAAGAGCCUUGCACGUUGCCUCCUAUCACCCAAGCUCUCCAGAAUGAAUUCCCUUCCAACUGAGGUGGCCAAGUGCUUCCAAAAUGAGCAAAUGAAAGACACAUUCCAGCCCUCUCCACUCAGCCACUAAGGACUGAUGGUGGCCUGCAUCAACUCCUUCCCAUUCCAGGACCCUGACUCAGAUGCAGUUUCGCUUUGGCUGCACAGAAAAGUGUGAACCUCUUGUUCAAAGGACAGUUAGGUCAAGGCCACCUAAGGCCUGGCAUGCUUCUGGCUGUACUUUUUUUUUUUUUCAUGGCUGGCAUGAUGACACUGUUUUCCAGAAAUUACCUGAGUUGAUGGGAAUCGCAACAAGGAAACUUACCUUGUCUAAAAAGAAAUAACCAACCCAAGCAGGAGCUUCUUUGCUUUGGCUCCACAUGUGGAAGAUGAGAAUUGUCUCCUGGAGCUUCUUAAAGAAUGGCUCUUUCCCUUUCUGACCACACCACAGUUCAUAGUCCUCAACAGUUCGAUGUAACAAACACUUAGUAUACCGAUAGGGGGUGCUACCUGCACGUAUCUGUUCUAUGUAUCCUCCAAAUAUGCCACCCCAGGGUGUAUACCAUAUGCAAUAUAAAUAUAUGGUGGUGGUGUCUGAGUAUAUACUCCUCUCUUGCUCUGCCCCCGCCCGAUACCCUGCUGAAAUGCUUGAUCUCAAGAACCAUCUGGUUCCCUCAUGACUUGGGCACUUUGUCAAAAGUUCAAUCAACUGUUAGAUCCCUGUAGAAAUGUUUUGUCCCAGAAAACUCCUGUUGUUCUUCACCCGUGACGUUUUGGGUAAAGGGAUGCUCUGAAGUCUUGCAAACAAUUGAGGGCUCAAUCCUCUGACUGGUCUAAGAAACAUGGAAGUUAUUUCUGGCCCUAGCUUCUCUGAAUGCAAUGGGGACUCUCAGAUGACUGUAUAACUAUUUGGGACCACUGUUCCCUAAUCACAUGCAGGAAGGAACAGGUCCAGUCAAGGUGGAAAUAGAAUUUUCCGAUUAUUCUGCUAAAGAUAGGCAGCAGUGAGUGAGGCUUGACUGAACCUGCAACUGAUGUGCAGAGCCUAGCACCUCUGGUUGCAGAGGCAGAGGCAUUGGGAACAAGCCUUCUGGGGCGGGGGCAACUGAUGAAGAAAGGCAUUCUGUCUUUGCCCUUUGUGCUGGAGUUGAACUACCUCCCUCAUCACCCGAAGAUCAGUGGUGACUGUUGCAAAACAAAACCGUGAGGCGAAGUCAGCUUGAAACUUCCUGGUUCCUGAUACUUUGUCCAGAACUCUUAAAGUGCUCAUGAAAGACAGGGGAUUGCUGGGAACACGACCUGUGAGGAGAAGGUCUUUUCAUAGUCCAGGCCCUCUCAGAGCAUCGGUCUCC